This is a messenger RNA of Penicillium samsonianum, 2910 nucleotides long. RefSeq lists its product as uncharacterized. The record is from RefSeq and is a predicted model, not a curated record. The transcript has 4 exons. Gene Ontology annotation, molecular function: metal ion transmembrane transporter activity. Bases 1 to 2910 code for a protein of 969 amino acids. Gene Ontology annotation, biological process: metal ion transport; transmembrane transport. Lineage: Eukaryota; Fungi; Ascomycota; Eurotiomycetes; Eurotiales; Aspergillaceae. Gene Ontology annotation, cellular component: membrane.
AUGACAACCACGGGUAUGAAGACCGCAGGUAUGAAGCCCGUGGUUAUGAACCUCGUGGCUAUGAACCUCGUGGCUAUGAACCUCGUGGCUAUGAACCUCGUGGUUAUGAAGCCCGUGGUUAUGAAGCCCGUGGUUAUGAAGCCCGUGGUUAUGGAGGCCGUGAGUAUGAAGGUCGUAAGUAUGGAGGUGACAGGCAUGAAGGCCUCAUCAUGCACAUCGACACUUCUUCGCAUUCACAUCGAGACCUUUAUACCGGAGAUAUCAGAGGAGCGCCGGGGUAAAGAGAAAAAAGGGAAGUUCCGAAAUGAUAAAGAAAAGGAGAAAAUGGAGAGAAUGUUCGAUGAGACAGCUCGUAAAGCAAAGGGAGGUGAACAGAGCCUAUCGGAAACAGAUAAAGAUGAUCAGUCUGAGAAAAAGAAUGAUCCGCCCGAGACAGAUGAACAGGAUCAGUCUGAGAAAAAGCAUGAUUUGCCCGAGACAGAUGAACAGGUUCAACCAGAGAUAGAUGAAGAUGAACGGGGUUCGCACGAGACGGAAGAAUCCACCGAGGAUUACCAAGAAGAUUGGGACUACCACAAUAAGGAGCUGGAUGAGGCUCGCUAUACCGGAGCAAGCCAUCGCUUGCGACGGCCCAUCAGGGUGAAAUCUUUCUCAUCUUUGCCCGGCGUGGUGAUCAACCAGGUACCUGUUGACGACAUAUCCGCUCCUUCGAACAUUUACUUCGAACCAACCAAGCCCAUCCUCUCUUCGGAUAAUGAGUCUAUUGAUCAAGAUAUUCUUCCCAAGGCAGCAGAUCCAGAAGAGCAGAUCGAUCAUGGUCAUCGUUCCACGACAUCCGAAUCCUUACCUGGAAGUUCAUCUGCCUCCCAGACCUCUUCCCCUGCUCAUAGACCCACUAUCAACUUGGAAUUUCCGCCAGUUUUUACCUGGCAGACAAAGAAAAAGCCGUCGAUGAAAGAGAGCGCGAUCUCGAAAGCAAACAGCCCUCUCGAUAACCCCAGCCCGGAUCAUUCCAAGUCGAAUGUUCAGUCUCCAAAUAAGCCACCUGGGAUUUUGAGCGUGGACGAAGACACAAUAAAGCACGUCUCCGCGCAUAUCAAUAAUGAGCUGCUCGAGCCUACCGAUGGAGAUAGUUGGGAAAUAUAUAAACAAGCGACGACAAAAUCCUACUUCGAUGUGGACCGGGCUAUUACACAAAGAUAUGCCGUUUCUCUUCCCACAUUGAUCGCGGAACAAGCUGAGAGUGUCCCCGACUUAUUCUCGCCAGAAAUGGUGGACUUGAAAGAUGUUGUCAGUAGGCUAUGUCGACUGUUCAACUUCUUUGCCCCGCUUUCAUAUCCAUGCGCUGUCAGCGGCAAGUUCUGGGGAGCGGUUCAUGAUCUUCUCGCCACCGUCCCCCAAUAUUGGGACACAUCCUACAUGAAGGAGCUGGCCAACCGGCCGCGUCAUCAGCGGAUACCAGAGACCUUCUUUAUAGCCAACCUCGGCCGCACUGAUUACGCUAACAUCCCCGACAAGGACGAGCUAGAACAACUGGCUUUCAGCGUCGCGAAUUGCGAAAAAUGCAUUGCAUCCCGUCAAUACUCUACUCGGUCGGAUGCCCUCGACCAUCUGUUUACGCAUGUUUCCGUUGUUUGCCCCGAACAACGCUCGGUGAAGAGCUCGCAAUCACCAUGGGUGAUGGAUUUUGAAGAGUAUCUGACAUACAUUUGCCGGGGAGCUGAUCAGAUAAUAAUCACCGAGCUAGAAGACUUUCUGACAAGCUUGGAAACGAUGGCAGCUCAGAUCCAGCACGGGGUGUCAGCUGAUGGAAAGUUUGACUGGGACACAUACCGCAUCCCAUCGAGUUUGGUUGAUGCCUUUCAGGAUCUCCUGAUGAUGGUCGUGACUAGCGCACAUCUCGUGAAGUCUUGUCAUAAGAAGCGCGAAACUUACACAAGUUCCGACCCGCCGGGGACUUUCUUGAUGCUAUCAGAGUUGGACAGGGUCACGGAUGCUGGGGUAGCGGCAGAGACGGCUAUGGAAAGUGCCAUGAGAGACAUCGUUUUGAUGACCUAUACCGACGAGCUAUCCGAUGUCGUGACCUACGAAGCCGUGGGUCCCGGAUUGGUCCUCACUCUUAUCAUGGGGGACGUCCGCUGCAGAGACUCGCAAAGCAAUCCGGUUAACUUGCUCGAGAUCUAUCGUGAAUACGUCCGCAAUCUGCAAUUCAAAGCGAGUCAGAAUCCCCAGCGACGCCUACUACAGGAAAUCUACCUCGUCCGCGAGGAGCUAGAAAUAAUCCAGAAGGCUUCCGAGAGACAGCGCCUUGUUCUCGGAAACUACCUGAACGUCAUAAACCCACAUUCUUUCCGCAUCACCACCGAGUCCCGGGUCUCCUCAUUCGAACUCGAGAAAGCAAGGUUAAACAAGCUCAUCGGCCAGCUGAACGCCGAGCUCAGCGCAAUCUCACUUCUCAACAUAAAACUUGACUCAUUGGCCAACCAGACGCGCAGUGGGGUAGAUGUGCGACAGGAAGAUCAAGGAAAGGCCAUUCUUGUCUUCACUAUCGUGACCGUGGUGUUUAUGCCGUUAUCAUUUGUGACCAGCUAUCUCGGCAUGAACACCACUGACAUCCGCAACACGAACAGCUCGCAGACGCUGUUUUGGGCCAUCUCCGCCCCGCUAACAGUGGGCAUUAUUACGAUCGUCUUGUUGGUUGCGUUUCAGGUGGAUCGGAUUCGAGAGGCUUUCGACGCUUUUUGGACGUAUGAUUCUACGCUAGCGGCGAGAUCUGGCUCGGCUGUUUUGCGCGGGAACUGGACGAAUAAUCACAUUGAAGGGCCCUCUGGAUUGUCAACAAAGAAUUGGAUUACAAGUGGCUGGCCUGCGGGAAGGAAGACUGGGCUGAAUGACUCAAUGAGCGUUUAG